Messenger RNA from Penicillium angulare, 276 nucleotides. RefSeq lists its product as uncharacterized. Lineage: Eukaryota; Fungi; Ascomycota; Eurotiomycetes; Eurotiales; Aspergillaceae. The transcript is spliced from 2 exons. Bases 1 to 276 code for a protein of 91 amino acids. The record is from RefSeq and is a predicted model, not a curated record.
AUGAACUUCGUGCUUUUCCUGUGCUUGGUCUUCUUUGCUCCUCUGCUACUAUUUGUGGCAUGGCUAGCAGCUUCAUCCUGCUUGGGCAAUGGCUUUCGAACUCGCAUAGGCGGAUUUUCAGCUGGGUCAGGUUUAGACGCAUAUGGCCAGAGCUAUCUCCGAACUAUGGCUAAUUCAGGUGCCGCAAUGUCGGAGCAAAUUGAGAUGGAUGAUAUGCUAGUUGAACCAGGGACUCGCCGCCAUUUCGAUGAAGAAGAGGACGAAGACGAAGAAUGA